AUGGUCGCGACAUUAGAAGCACAGUAUGGAAUGGUAUCUGGACAGGUCGAUUUGGAUAUCAAAAAACGAAUAAAAGCAUUGAGAAAGAACAAUAUCAAGUCCGUUACUUUCCCUAUCGAGGAUGAUUUGGAGCAUCACCGUGUGAUUGAAGUGCUCGCAAGAAUUGCUGAUGCUCGUUUGAAAACGUUUUGA
Molecule: messenger RNA, 192 nt
Organism: Plasmopara halstedii
Lineage: Eukaryota; Oomycota; Peronosporomycetes; Peronosporales; Peronosporaceae
Exons: 2
Coding region: 1-192 (63 amino acids)
Source: RefSeq, a predicted model, not a curated record